Closterium sp. Naga37s-1 is the source of this 966-nucleotide messenger RNA. Lineage: Eukaryota; Viridiplantae; Streptophyta; Zygnematophyceae; Desmidiales; Closteriaceae. The record is from the annotation of a GenBank genome assembly.
AUGGCGGGCGCGGCGGAACAGAGUCAUUCCAGGAUCGAGACAGAUGAAAGACGCAGAGCGGCACAGAUGCAGAUGCAGAUGCCGGACGAGGAGCGGCACUACGAGCUGGCGGUGCAGAUGCAGGACGAGGUGGAGCAGCAGCGCUCCUCCACGCAGCUCGGGCGGGCCUAUUUCGACUCCUUCACCUCGCGCGCGGACGCCGCCGCCGCCGCCGGCACCGACAUCGAAGCCUCGCUCGAGCAGCAAGCCGCGUCGAUGCAAACACUGAAAUCCGCGCGCAAGUAUUUUCAGCUCUCAUUGCGGCUGGCGAAGGGCCUCCACGAGGGGGGGGAGGGGAUCGGCGGAGCAGGCGCACGCGCGGGCGGGAAUGGGAGGGUGAGAGGAGCCCGCGCGGGCAGGAGCGGCGGCGGAAGCGGGGGGAGGUCGUGGGGGGGGAAUCGGCGGUUCGCGCAAGAGCUGGCGGAUGCGUAUAACAACGUGGGGCUGCUAUUUGAGGAGGUGGAAAGCUACGAUGAGGCGGUUAACUGUUUCGAUCGCGGGCUGGAGGUGGGUGUUGGGAGGAGGGUGUGCGACGAUGAGGAGAUAGGGUCAAUCGAUGAGACGCGCACGCGGCUGCACAACUCGCUGGGACGAGUGUUCACCAAGUCGUGCAAGUGGGAGCAGGCGCGCAAGCACAUUGACAUGGACGUGCGGAUUUGUGAGCGGCUGAACAACGCCGUGGGGUGCGCCAAGGCGUGGAUCAACAAGGGCGACUUUUGCUUCAAGAAGGAGGAGUACGACGAGGCGGAGAGGGCGUUUAGGCGGGCGAGGGACAUAUUGCAGCAGGUAGAGGACGAGGCGGCGUUGUUGGCGACGUGUGAGAGCAAUCUGGAGAACGUGGGAGAGGCCAAGUGGCAGAAGGAGCAUUGCGAGCAGCUGUGGGGGCAGCACCGCAAGACACAGCGGCUGCUGGAGCGAGCAGGGUAA